Messenger RNA from Ogataea philodendri, 552 nucleotides. RefSeq lists its product as uncharacterized. The record is from RefSeq and is a predicted model, not a curated record. NCBI's taxonomy places the organism in Eukaryota, Fungi, Ascomycota, Pichiomycetes, Pichiales, Pichiaceae. Gene Ontology annotation, biological process: protein localization to Golgi apparatus; Golgi to plasma membrane protein transport; Golgi to endosome transport. Bases 1 to 552 code for a protein of 183 amino acids. Gene Ontology annotation, cellular component: Golgi membrane; trans-Golgi network. The transcript has a single exon.
AUGUUUCAAUCGAUCAAAAACCGCUAUACGCAGUUGCCAUUGUUCGAACAAAUCCACGGGACAUCUGCUGCUCCUGGCCGGAUCUUUUUCCAGAUCAUUGUGCUGCAAGUUUUCUACUACUUGACAGCAAUUGUGCUGUUCUUUGCGACGGCCAAACUGCUGGGUUUGCCAUUCUCGUUGCGGUGGUGCUUUUCGUGGGAAUGGGUCUCGCUCGAAAACACGUUGGGACUCACAUUGGCGGCCCUGUGGCUGUUGGAUGCAUUGAUGAGUGUCAUCUUCAUCACCAUCAUCAUUGGCCGGUCGAAGCUGGCCUGGGACUACGCGCUAACCGUUCACGUGGUGAACCUGCUACUGGUCUGGCUGAACUCCGGGUUCCCAAAAAGUAUAUAUUGGUGGCUUUUACAGGUGGCCAGUUGCGGAAUCAUGGUCACUCUGGGUACAUGGACAACUCGUUGGAAAGAGCUGCGAGAAACGUUUUUCGAAGGAAUAGCCGACACCGAGCUGGGCCAGAUCCAAGAAAGCUCGUCAACGCCCGAAUCGACUGCCAAAUAG